AAGCGAAGAAGUAACUAUUGCGAUUUGGCGUGCUUCAUACAAUCGCAUUAUAUUUUUGACCAAAAAUACCAUUCGAAUUCAAUUUUAGUCGUUAGUUUUGUGUAAUUUCAGUAAAUAAACAUCAUGUAUGAUAAUGAAGAAGAAAACUACGAAGAUGAGAAUGAUGAAGAGAUCUCACAUGAGUUGUGGCAAGAAGCGUGCUGGAUUGUUAUCAACUCGUACUUUGAUGAAAAGGGUUUGGUGCGACAACAGCUUGACAGUUUCGAUGAAUUUAUUCAGAUGUCCGUUCAGCGAAUUGUCGAAGAUUCACCGGCUAUCGAAUUACAAGCCGAAGCUCAGCAUACGUCCGGAGAAGUUGAAACACCGCCGCGAUUUGUGUUAAAAUUCGAUCAAAUUUACUUAUCAAAACCGACACAUUGGGAGAAAGAUGGUUCGCCGAGUCCAAUGAUGCCGAACGAGGCCCGUCUACGAAAUCUGACAUAUUCUGCCCCACUAUAUGUCGAUAUAACCAAGACGAAAAUUGUCGAAGGUCAAGAUGCGGUUGAAACCCAGCAUCAAAAGACGUUCAUUGGAAAAAUUCCAAUUAUGUUGCGUUCCACAUAUUGUUUACUGUUUUCAUUGACCGAUCGUGAUUUGACUGAGUUGAACGAAUGCCCAUUGGACCCGGGCGGUUAUUUUAUUAUCAACGGUUCGGAAAAGGUACUAAUUGCACAAGAAAAAAUGGCCACAAAUACUGUGUAUGUGUUUAGCAUGAAAGAUGGAAAAUAUGCAUUUAAAACGGAAAUUCGAUCGUGUUUGGAGCACAGUUCACGGCCAACGUCAACACUUUGGGUGAAUAUGAUGGCUCGUGGUGGUCAAAGUUUAAAAAAAUCAGCAAUCGGUCAACGUAUCAUCGCCAUUUUACCAUAUAUUAAACAAGAAAUUCCGAUCAUGAUUGUGUUUCGGGCACUUGGUUUCGUUGCGGAUCGUGAUAUUUUGGAGCAUAUUAUUUAUGAUUUCGACGAUCCCGAAAUGAUGGAAAUGGUAAAACCAUCGCUUGACGAAGCAUUUGUUGUACAAGAACAAAAUGUUGCGUUGAAUUUCAUUGGUGCCAGAGGUGCAAGGCCUGGCGUUACAAAAGACAAACGUAUUAAAUAUGCCAAAGAAAUUCUUCAGAAGGAAAUGUUACCGCAUGUUGGUGUGUCCGAUUUUUGUGAAACGAAAAAAGCAUAUUUCUUGGGUUACAUGGUGCAUCGAUUGCUGUUGGCAGCAUUGGGUCGUCGUGAAUUGGACGAUCGUGAUCACUACGGUAAUAAACGUCUUGAUUUGGCCGGUCCGUUGUUGGCAUUCUUGUUCCGUGGCCUAUUCAAAAAUCUCAUGAAAGAAGUACGAAUGUAUGCACAGAAAUUUAUCGAUCGUGGAAAAGACUUUAAUUUAGAAUUGGCCAUCAAAACGAAAAUCAUCACAGACGGUUUACGUUAUUCACUUGCCACCGGCAAUUGGGGCGAUCAGAAAAAAGCGCAUCAAGCACGUGCCGGAGUGUCACAGGUGUUGAAUCGAUUGACAUUUGCAUCAACGCUAUCGCAUUUGCGUCGUGUCAAUUCACCAAUUGGACGUGAUGGUAAAUUGGCGAAGCCACGUCAAUUGCACAACACAUUGUGGGGCAUGAUUUGUCCGGCUGAAACACCAGAAGGUGCCGCUGUCGGUUUGGUCAAGAAUUUAGCAUUGAUGGCAUACAUUUCCGUUGGAUCACAACCGUCACCAAUUUUGGAGUUCUUGGAAGAAUGGUCGAUGGAAAAUUUGGAAGAAAUUGCACCGUCAGCAAUUGCUGAUGCAACAAAGAUUUUUGUAAAUGGAUGUUGGGUGGGCAUUCAUCGUGAUCCCGAACAAUUGAUGGCCACACUACGUAAAUUGAGACGACAAAUGGAUAUUAUCGUGUCAGAAGUAUCAAUGGUACGAGACAUUCGUGAUCGUGAAAUUCGAAUUUACACGGACGCCGGUCGAAUUUGUCGUCCAUUGUUGAUUGUAGAAAAUGGACAAUUGUUGCUUAAAAGAAACAACGUUGAAUUGCUAAAAGAUCGUGAUUUUAACAAUUACAAUUGGCAAGUACUGGUUGCAUCCGGUGUAGUCGAAUAUAUUGAUACGCUCGAAGAAGAAACGGUUAUGAUUGCAAUGUCACCGGAUGAUUUGAAGGAAAACAAAGAAUAUGCAUACUGCUCAACGUACACACAUUGUGAAAUCCAUCCGGCCAUGAUAUUGGGCGUGUGCGCCUCAAUUAUUCCAUUUCCCGAUCACAAUCAGAGUCCGCGUAAUACUUAUCAAAGUGCUAUGGGUAAGCAAGCUAUGGGUGUUUACAUUACCAAUUUCCACGUGCGGAUGGACACUUUGGCUCAUGUGUUGUACUAUCCGAUGAAACCGCUGGUUACGACACGGUCCAUGGAAUAUUUGCGUUUCAGAGAAUUGCCAGCUGGCAUCAAUUCAAUUGUUGCUAUCUUGUGUUAUACUGGUUACAAUCAGGAAGAUAGUGUCAUCUUGAAUGCAUCAGCCGUUGAGCGUGGCUUUUUCCGAUCGGUAUUUUAUCGGUCGUACAAAGAUUCAGAAAACAAACGAAGUGGCGAGCAAGAAGAACAAUUUGAGAAACCCAACCGACAGACGUGUCAAGGAAUGCGGAAUGCAUUGUACGAUAAAUUGGAUGACGACGGUAUUAUUGCACCAGGUCUUCGUGUUUCUGGUGAUGAUGUCAUCAUUGGCAAAACCAUUACACUGGCUGAAAAUGAUGAUGAGCUGGAUGGAACGAUAAAAAACUUUACAAAACGAGAUGCAUCGACAUUUUUACGUAAUUCCGAAACUGGAAUUGUGGACCAGGUUAUGUUGACGCUAAACAGCGAAGGCUAUAAAUUCUGUAAGAUUCGUGUACGAUCGGUGCGUAUUCCACAAAUUGGCGAUAAGUUUGCGUCACGGCACGGACAAAAAGGUACCUGCGGUAUUCAGUAUCGACACGAGGACAUGCCAUUCACCUGCGAGGGACUCACUCCAGACAUCAUAAUCAAUCCACAUGCCAUUCCAUCUCGGAUGACAAUUGGCCAUUUAAUCGAGUGUUUACAAGGCAAAUUGGGUUCGAACAAAGGUGAAAUCGGUGACGCGACACCAUUCAACGAUGCGGUCAAUGUACAAAAAAUUUCAACCUUCCUACAAGAAUACGGAUACCAUUUGCGUGGCAAUGAAGUCAUGUACAAUGGACACACCGGACGAAAAAUAAACGCACAAGUGUUUUUGGGACCGACAUAUUACCAGCGUUUGAAGCAUAUGGUAGACGAUAAAAUCCAUUCACGAGCCCGUGGACCGGUACAGAUUUUGGUGCGUCAACCGAUGGAGGGUCGUGCUCGUGAUGGUGGUCUACGUUUCGGCGAGAUGGAACGUGAUUGUCAAAUUUCACAUGGUGCCGCACAAUUUUUGAGAGAACGUCUAUUCGAAGUGUCCGAUCCAUAUCGUGUGCAUAUUUGCAAUUAUUGUGGUUUGAUUGCAAUUGCCAACUUGAGAAACAACACAUUUGAAUGCAAAGGAUGCAAAAAUAAGACUCAGAUCUCUCAAGUUCGACUUCCGUACGCAGCAAAACUAUUGUUCCAGGAAUUAAUGUCCAUGAAUAUCGCACCACGACUCAUGGUUAUCUAAAUUAAACUUCAGUUGUAUUCAUUCACAUCUAGAUAUCUUUUCAUAGCAACUAAGAU
Molecule: messenger RNA, 3707 nt
Organism: Contarinia nasturtii (swede midge)
Lineage: Eukaryota; Metazoa; Arthropoda; Insecta; Diptera; Cecidomyiidae
Gene: RpII140
Product: DNA-directed RNA polymerase II subunit RPB2
Exons: 8
Coding region: 124-3651 (1175 amino acids)
Biological process (GO): DNA-templated transcription
Cellular component (GO): RNA polymerase II, core complex
Molecular function (GO): DNA binding; ribonucleoside binding; DNA-directed RNA polymerase activity
Source: RefSeq, a predicted model, not a curated record